Messenger RNA from Clunio marinus, 722 nucleotides. The record is from the annotation of a GenBank genome assembly. Lineage: Eukaryota; Metazoa; Arthropoda; Insecta; Diptera; Chironomidae.
GCAUUAAUUAAUCUUCACCGAUAGCCUUCAUCGCUAGAAAAAAACAAUUUUUGUGUUUGAGAAUUUUAUAUUCAUCAAAAAUUGUUAAAAUAAUAUACAAAAUUUUUAUUACGAAUUAAUGCAAAGUGUUUCACAAACAGCUUAAUUUUUUCUUGAUUUCCUUAAAAUGUUCUAAGUUCAUUUCUUGUAUAAUUUAUUUAUUUUAUUAUUCGUAUUGAAAAGAAACCAAACAUAACCACAAAUAAUGUUAUAACAUUCCACUUACAAAUUGUUAUGAAAUUACUGACAAUGUAUUGUUAUUUUUACAGUUAGCUAAGGACCUUUUGCAUCCGUUACCCGCUGAGGAAAAACGUAAGCACAAGCUUAAACGCUUAGUGCAACACCCAAAUUCAUAUUUCAUGGACGUCAAGUGUCCUGGUUGUUACAAGAUCACAACCGUUUUCAGCCACGCUCAAGGAGUAGUAGUAUGUACGGGUUGCAGCACAAUUUUGUGCCAACCAACAGGUGGACGUGCAAAGCUGACCGAAGGCUGCAGUUUCAGAAAGAAGCCAUACUAAGUCGAUAACAUCAGGCUAUGAGACUUUUUUUUAUGUAAGCUUUCAAACAUCUGCUGAAAAUAAAAUUCCAAGAAAAUUAAAGUGAAAAUCUUUUUAAAUAGAUAGUGUAAAGAAAACAUUUUAUUUAUCUAAGAAACAAUUAAAAGCAUCACUCAAGGAAUCAAC